Molecule: messenger RNA, 660 nt
Organism: Ostertagia ostertagi
Lineage: Eukaryota; Metazoa; Nematoda; Chromadorea; Rhabditida; Trichostrongylidae
Source: the annotation of a GenBank genome assembly
GUUGUUCUCACCUACAUCUAUGCCAAUAGACAGUCUGAAUGGAUAAAACCGUUUUUGGAGAAGCGAGCAGGCGAUAGCGUUGCGGACGCCAGGGAUGUGUUGGUAAUUUGGCGAAUCGAACACGUGAAGGCUCGUUUCACGUGGCUCGAAUCCGCCUGGGGUGUUGGUGCAGAACACUUUGAGACGUUGUUGGGUAGUGUAAUAUCACAAGUGACACGAUUGGAUCUGACCGCCCCAGUGGGAAACUUGAUAAAUGAGUAUGCGCCGUCGUGGUGGACGCGUAUGUGCCGCGCUUUGGUGCGCAUGGUACAAUCUGCCUGGUUCCAUAUAACAAAAGAAGAGGCAUAUCCCGUGUUGUCAGCUGUUGCAACGUUUCUUGUUAUUCUUGUUAUUGGCUACACUCUUAACUACAUGAAUCAGGAGUCGAGGCCUAAGAAAUUUGUGAUUAUUUACUUUUUUCUUCUGUUUUGGGAUAAGCCACGAACAUUCGCUAGUGAUGAGUGGCAUCCAGAAGAUCCGCAGUCGAAGUCAGAUCCUCCACAAAAGCCAAAUCCCCAGGCAAGAUUGCAGCGUGCACUGUCCAUAAUGAACCCACAUAUCCAUGAAUUGCGGGCAGAGAGCUAUUUCGGCAUGAUCCGUCUGCUGAAACCAGGGCUGUAG